Messenger RNA from Mixia osmundae IAM 14324, 1152 nucleotides. RefSeq lists its product as uncharacterized. The transcript has 2 exons. The coding region runs from base 1 to 1152 and encodes 383 amino acids. The record is from RefSeq and is a predicted model, not a curated record. NCBI's taxonomy places the organism in Eukaryota, Fungi, Basidiomycota, Mixiomycetes, Mixiales, Mixiaceae.
AUGGUGAUUCACUCGCAACCUCUGCGACUUGACGGGCCAGUCGCCUCCUUAGACGGCCGUCAUGACAGCCAGCGAGCCGGCAUCACGCUCUCUGCCUACGCGCCCUCGUCGUACCAAGCAUCGUUGAACUUGCAACCGGUGCAAGGCUUCGGCAAAGGCAGCUCUGCGCCUACUUUCUUGCCCUCACCCCCUUCGUCCGUCGAGCGUCACCUGAGCUCAGACGAGAUCGAGAAGAAACGCAAACGAUUCGAGAAAUUCUCUCAGGGCACUCUGCUCGACUUUGCCAGCUCUCAAGCCGGCCCAUCGAACAAACGGCAGCGGCUCGCGUCUGCUCUCGCUUUGCAAAGCAGACCUGCUACUUCGUCUGCCGCUCUUGCUGAUGACGACGACGCGCUCUCGACUGACGAAGAAGAGGAAGAAGUGCAAUCGCCCACGCACACUGCACAUGAGCGAGCGCGACACUACCCGGGCGAGGCACGGCGACGCAAUGCAGACUGGAUCUCCUUUGUCGACGCGCCUGCGCCUGGCUCUCUGCCUGCUACAGACGAGUGCGAUGAUGACGAACCCUUUGCGGUCGUGAGCAGUACGCAAAAUCGACGCACGAGCCGUUUGUUCGGUGCGGCGCACAGUCGCGCUCAAGCUCAGCUCGGUCAACCUUUCAAGCUCACCAGUGACGAUUUGCGCGUUUCACAGGACAGCUAUACCCAUCGGACUCCGCCUCGCAAUGCCUACACGACGCCGCGAGCAAAGCGACACCAGGUCAAAGCGCCAGAGACACCUAAUCCCUUUCUUGAGAAGCCCGGCGAAUACGUGAGAAUCGGCAAAGGACUCGCUAAUGAUCGUCCUGCUGGGUCAGACAAGAUCAGCUACGUCUUCCGAGGCAAGAAGAUUGACUUUGCCCUGCCUUAUGCUGCGCUGGAGCCCGAAGAGGAAGAUGACCGACCAAUUCCUCGUCUGCUGUUUCCUCGCAAGGCACAACCCGCCAAGCUCCUCUUCGCCUCGCCAUUACAUUCUCCUGCCAAACCAGAAUUUGAUGUCUUUGGCCCUUGCGGACCUGGCGGCAUGCUGCCAACACCCGCAAAGACGCCAAGCCGUCCACGCAUCGUGCAAAAGCCAAAGGCUUCGAUACCCUCUUCGCUCCAGAUGCGAUAG